This is a messenger RNA of Osmerus eperlanus (European smelt), 1232 nucleotides long. RefSeq names its product claudin-18-like. Gene Ontology annotation, molecular function: structural molecule activity. The transcript has 5 exons. Bases 166 to 942 code for a protein of 258 amino acids. NCBI's taxonomy places the organism in Eukaryota, Metazoa, Chordata, Actinopteri, Osmeriformes, Osmeridae. The record is from RefSeq and is a predicted model, not a curated record. Gene Ontology annotation, cellular component: bicellular tight junction; plasma membrane. Gene Ontology annotation, biological process: cell adhesion; bicellular tight junction assembly.
AGACACUAAGCCUCACAGACUCCUGGCUCAACGUCUGACCUUACCGAGGGGAGUCUUCAGAAGACAAGCAGCAGAUUCAGAUUGAGAGAACAGCUGAAGAGUAUAUAAGAGUAAGGGACAAAAGAAGAGAAGUGCAGAGUACAGUAGAGUGUAAUCGAGAGCGCAAUGGCGGUGACCCUGUGCCAGGUGAUGGGCUUUGUGCUGAGUGUGUUGGGGUUGGCGGGGAUAGUUGCGUCCACGGGCAUGGACCAGUGGGGCACAGAGGACCUGUUCGACAACCCCAUUACGGCCAUCUACUCCUACGCUGGGCUGUGGAGGUCCUGUGUGAGGCAAAGCUCCGGGCUCACAGAGUGCCGGCCGUACUUCACCAUCUUGGGUCUACCAGCCCUCCUUCAAGCUGUGCGAGCGUUGAUGAUCGUAGGAAUUGUUCUGGGAGCCAUCGGGUGUUUCAUUGCUAUUUUUGCGCUGAAGUGCCUGAAGAUGGGCAGCAUGGACGACAACCUGAAGGCCACCAUGACUCUGACCUCUGGGAUCAUGUUUGUUCUUGCAGGUGUGUGUGGCAUUGCAGGUGUGUCUGCCUUCGCUAACCUGGUUGUGACCAGCUUCAACUUCACCACCUACAACGAUGGGGGGUUCGGGGGGGGGUUUGGAGGAGGGCUCCUGGGUGGGGGGACUCUGACUCCGAGGUACACAUUUGGCCCCGCCCUAUUUGUGGGUUGGAUAGGUGGAGCUGUGCUGUUUGUGGGUGGGGUCAUGAUGUGCUUUGCCUGCCGGGGGAUGGUGCCAGAGAGGGACCGGUACAAUGGAAAGUCCUACAAAGCUGCCUCACACAACAACACGGUGUACAAGGCCGAGCAGAGAGGGCGGCCGGUCUACGGGGACUCCUACAAGGCACCCAGCAUGCAGGGACCCCAGUCCACACAGAGGUUUGACUACGUGUGAACACCCUGAACUCCAUGGAAAGCUUGGAAGAUCUAAGAUCAUCUUCUAAACCAAGCUAUGAUAAUUGUUUAUUAAUUGAUAUUCAUAACAAUUUGGUAAGGUUUUAAGAAAAUGUCAUACUCAAGGUUAACUGUGUAGAAGUUAAGAAGUAAAAUGUCUUUAUUAAACUAAUACUUUUCUGUACUUUCUGUUUAUCAUCUUCAUUAUUUUAUCCUGUUCUUUUAUACUAUUAAAACAUUUGUGUCUAAUUCUGCAUUCAUGAGGAACAUUGUAAUGUUUAUUUGUAAAAA